ACCUUAUCUUAAACUAUUUCAAGAAAUGAUUGAAUAAGUGAUUCAAUAUUUUGCUUUUGCAUGUGUGCCUAAAACUUCUGCCCAUUGUUUGUAACUAUGAAAGACUUGCUCCCAAAUUCGAUUCCUACUAAUAAAAAGAAUUUCAUACAUCCUUUUCCGAUUGCAUUAAGUUUAAGGACCAAAUUAUCCAAUCCCUUUAACUUCAAGUAACUCUACUAUAUAUAGUUAGCCAAAACCUUGUCUCAAUUACCAUAUGAAAAACUUCAAGCAAUGGCUUAUGCAAUUCCCUUUAUCAUUUUAAUGCACGUUUGCACCAUUGCCAAUGUCGCUUCAAGUAAUGAUUUGAAAUUGAGAUCAAAAUUCUCAUCAAUCUUAGUCUUUGGGGAUUCUACAGUUGACACAGGAAAUAACAACUACAUCAAAACAUUAAUAAAGGGAAAUCAUUUACCUUAUGGAAGAGAUUUUCCUAAUCAUGAACCAACUGGUAGAUUUUCUAAUGGAAAAUUGGCUAUAGACUUUCUUGCAUCAACAUUAAACCUAAAAGAAACCGUGCCUCCUUUCUUGGAUCCAAAUCUAUCAAAUGAAGAGCUUCUAAAAGGUGUUAGCUUUGCAUCUGGAGGAUCUGGUUUUGAUGAUUUUACAAUAGCUUUAACCGGUGCUAUAUCAAUGUCUAAACAAGUUGAAUAUUUCAAAGAUUAUGUGCAUAAGGUUAAAAGCAUUGUAGGGGAAAAAGAAGCUAAACAAAGAGUUGGAAAUGCUUUGGUGAUCAUUAGUGCUGGAACUAAUGACUUUCUUUUCAAUUUUUAUGACAUUCCAACUAGAAGGUUGGAGUUCAACAUUAGUGGAUACCAAGAUUAUGUUCAAAGUAGACUUCUAAUUUUCAUUAAGGAACUGUACGAGCUCGGAUGCAGAAAAUUUGCUGUGGCUGGGCUUCCCCCUAUUGGUUGCAUACCUGUUCAAAUAACAGCCAAGUUUGUAAAGGAUCGUUAUAAAUGUGUGAAGGAGGAGAAUUUAGAGGCUAAGGAUUACAACCAAAAAUUGGCACGACGUUUACUUCAAUUACAAGCAAUUCUUUCAGGAAGCAGAGUUAUUUAUACAAACAUAUAUGACCCCUUGAUUGGCCUUAUCAAACACCCUAGGCCUGAAAAAUAUGGUUUCAAGGAAACAAACAAAGGAUGUUGUGGAACUGGCACAUUUGAAGUAACUCCAUUGUGUAAUGAGCUCACACCUGUGUGUGAUGAUGCUUCAAAAUAUGUAUUUUGGGACAGUGUGCAUCCAAGUGAAGCAACCAACAAGUAUAUUGCUAAAUACAUGGAAUUGGAAGUUCUACCCAAGUUCCAGUUUCACAGGAAUUGUAAAUUUGAUGUCUAGAGCUUCCAACUUCAUUUGUAUAUAGUACAAAGAAUAUGAAAUCCAUUUGGGAGUCCUUGUAAUUCAUUAAUUUGUAGUAGAAAAAUUACAAUGUUAUUUACAUAAUGGAUCAAUGUAGUAGAUAAAUCUUUGCAUUAAGUUCAGUGAUGGUUCUAACUCCCAAGCGUGGUUGAAUCAGUGUAGAAGGUAUAAAAUAUCAAGGUUUUAUCUCUACAAAAAUAGAUAUGUUAACUAAACCUGAAAUUAUGAAUCAAAAUAGAGUUUUUCUA
This is a messenger RNA of Medicago truncatula (barrel medic), 1640 nucleotides long. Its product is annotated as GDSL esterase/lipase At2g24560. The record is from RefSeq and is a predicted model, not a curated record. Bases 271 to 1371 code for a protein of 366 amino acids. NCBI's taxonomy places the organism in Eukaryota, Viridiplantae, Streptophyta, Magnoliopsida, Fabales, Fabaceae. The transcript is spliced from 4 exons. Gene Ontology annotation, molecular function: hydrolase activity, acting on ester bonds.